ACACCGAAACCCUUUUCUCCUCCAUUUUCAUACGAUGAUCUUCAUAUGGCGAUCAUCGACACAAACUCCAGCCGUUGGAUCCCUCACAACCUUCUCUUCCUUCUCCUCUUGCUAUUGCUCCAGUCAGUACCGUAUGGAUCCGGUCAGACCACACCGCCCGGAACUACACAAUCGAAAGCCAACGAUCCAAUUGUUGUAGUGAUCACGGUUAUGUUUUUGGUGAUCUUCUUCAUGGUCUUCGGUUCCAUCUUCUGUCGUCGAAGCAACGCGCGGUUUUACUCACGUUCUUCCGUUUUCCGAUCCACCGACGCGGACGCGGAGUCCCGCGUGGUGAGGAUCAGGAGGUCGACGGCGCGUGGGCUCGAAGCUGAGGCUAUAGAAUCUUUUCCGACGUUUCUUUUCUCGGAGGUGAAGGCGGUGAGGAUCGGAAAAGGUGGUGUGGAGUGUGCGGUUUGUCUCUGUGAAUUCGAAGACGACGAAACGCUGCGUUUGAUGCCUCCUUGUUGCCACGUGUUUCACGUCGACUGCGUUGACGUCUGGCUCUCAGAACACUCCACGUGUCCUCUCUGUAGAGCGGAUCUUCUUCUCAACCAACAGGGUGACGACGACAGUACUGAAAGCUACUCGGGUACGGAUCCGGGUACGAUUUCGUCGGGUACGGAUCCUGAAAGAGGAAUGGUUUUGGAAUCUUCGGACGCGCAUUUGCUGGAUGGUGUGACGUGGACCAACAGUAACAUAACGCCUCGGUCAAAGUCAACGGGUUUAUCCAGCUGGCGUAUAACCGGAAUUUUGUUCCCGAGAUCGCACUCGACCGGGCAUUCGCUGGUUCAACCGGCUGGGAAUCUAGACCGGUUUACGUUGACGUUACCGGAUGAUGUAAGACGGCAAUUGAUGAAGACAUCGAGAACGAUGGGACACGUGGCGUUAUUACCUCAGGCGAGGAGUUCACGGAGCGGUUACAGAAGCGGUAGCGUCGGGAGCGAGAGAAGCGUUUUUACGUACGGACGGAAGAGUAAUAGUAACAAUCGACGGCUGCAUUCGCUGUCUUUUUCAUUCUCUUUUCGCAGUGGUUCCGUGCGGUCUACUUUCUCCGGUGAUGCGCCGAAGAAUCUUCCGACAUCGAUUGAAGCUGGUGAACGAUCUUUCGAACGGCUCCGACCAGAUGAUCGAGUGUAAAUAAUUUUUUUUACAAUUUGUUAUUGGGAUUAAACGUUGUUAUGCCUCUUAUUUGCUUUUUGACUUUUGGAGCAUGAUCAACAAAAAUGACAAUUAUUU
Messenger RNA from Arabidopsis arenosa, 1275 nucleotides. NCBI's taxonomy places the organism in Eukaryota, Viridiplantae, Streptophyta, Magnoliopsida, Brassicales, Brassicaceae. The record is from the annotation of a GenBank genome assembly.